Messenger RNA from Linum trigynum, 2670 nucleotides. Lineage: Eukaryota; Viridiplantae; Streptophyta; Magnoliopsida; Malpighiales; Linaceae. The record is from the annotation of a GenBank genome assembly.
AUGUCUGGUGGAGACAAAGAUCAUCCAGAUCUAGCAACCCAGGCAGACGACGUCAGCAACAGCAAUAGCCACGGGGGCUCACAGUCUUCUCCGCUCAACAAGAUUGCUUCCUCCAGGAGUUCAGAGAUGGCGGCAGCCGCAGCUCCGGCGGCGGCGUCAUCAAAACCUCAAGAGCUCACCCUGAGCUACCUCUGCGAGCAAAAUCAGUCCAAGCUGGGUCUGGGUUUUGACGAAAAGGGGAAAGAAGCUAUCUUCUCCGCAGAAGCCAACAGCAACGGUGGCUCACCCUCGUCUCCGCUCAACAAGAUCGAUUCCCUCAAGGAUUCAAACAUGGCAGCGGGGACGGUAGAAAAGCCGCCGCAAGAGCUCACUCUAAGUUACCUCUGUGAUAACAAUCAGCCCAAGUUGGGUCUGGGUUUCGGUGAAAAGGGGAAAGAAGUCGUCUUUUCUAAAGGUGGUUGUUCGGAUCGUCAUCAGGAGAAGUGGGUCGAGAGGGAUUUCUUGAAUCUCAGCGAGACCGAGUUCAAUUCCUGCAAGAGAAACUCCCACGAUGCUGAUGAGGAGGCGGCGGAAGGAGAAGAUGAAGCUGGGAUGGAGAAGAAGAAGAUUAAGAAGCCCAAGCUUGAAGGGAGCCUUAACUUGUCUUUAGCUCUCCCUGACGUUUCUCUCUCGUUGCCUGCUUCCAAUGCUCUUCUGCAAAUUGGGGUCAAAGCGAAGCCUGUGGGCUUAGUAGCUCCUGCUUCUGUAGCGCCAGCGCCUUCAAAUAACAACACUCAGACGACGUGUUCUGAUGAUUUCACAGCUCCUUGUUCACUUUCCUGCUCCUUUUCGCAUGCCUUCUCCCACAACCCAAGCUGCUCCAUGACCCGUAACUCCACUGAGAAUUAUAGAGAUGACCCAAUUUGGUGUGGUGGGGAAGGAACUAAUGGCUCUGUUCACAGCAGGUUUAGGCCUAUUGGAGAUGGGAUUGUUGCUCUCCACAGUAACAAUGAAGGAAUUAAUGGGGGAUUUGGUGUGCUGCAAGGUAAUCGUGUUUCAAACAAGGAUUCCUGCAAUAACGAUAGUGUCUGUAGAGCUACUAGUUCUGAUAAUAUUUCGUUUUACCCAUCGGUAUUGCCUGCUAGGCCACGUAUGGAUACGUAUUCUGGCGAUUCCAGGAAGAAAGAUUCUGGGAAUCUGAGAGGUUUAGAAGAUGGAGAUGGUGGUGGGAGAGGUAGAAAACAGUUGUCUAGGCCAGAGAGAAUCGUGCGUGAGAUUGUUUCAGAGUCUAUUCCUGUCAUGGCUCAAAUCAUCCAGGAACUUACUCAAGAGAUGUUGAAUUCAAUUAGGGACUAUGUGAAAGAUCUUGUUUCAGUGGCUGACAAGAGAGAAGAGUUAGUAACCCUUCAGAACCGUUUGAAUAGAAGGUCUGAUCUAACCAAGGAGUCACUUUUGAAAUGUCAAAGGAACCAACUAGAGAUAUUGGUUGCAGUGAGAAUGGGACUGGUGAGCUUUAUGACUGGGAAACUCCGUCUAGCUACCACCGAACUUAUAGAGAUGUUCUUGUUUGUUAGGUGUAGGAAUGUGAACUGCAAGAGUAUAUUGCCUGUUGAAGACUGUGACUGUAAGUUUUGCUCGGCAGAUAACGGGUUCUGUAGCUCGUGCAUGUGUGCAGUUUGCAUGAAGUUUGACUGUGCAAGCAAUACUUGUAGUUGGGUGGGUUGUGAUGUUUGCUCACAUUGGUGCCAUGCUGCCUGUGGAGUACAGAAGAAUCUAGUCAGGCCAGGACCUAGCUUGAAGGGUCCACCAGGGACUAGUGAGAUUCAGUUUCACUGUAUUGCAUGCAAUCAUGCUUCCGAGAUGUUUGGGUUUGUCAAAGACGUAUUCACUUGCUGUGCUAAGGAUUGGGGGUUUGAAACUCUGUUGAAGGAGCUUGAUUGCGUGAGGAAGAUUUUCAGGGGGAGCGAUGAUUUUAAAGGGAAAGAAUUGCACACCAAAGCUGACGGGUUGAUCUCCAAGCUUGAAAGCAAACUUAUAUCUCCUUCAGAUGCUUGCCACAUCAUUCUCAAGUUCUUCAACUAUGCAGAUCGCCUACUGGGUUUCCCUGCCGGUCCCUCUGUCAAAGAAAUGAUGCCCCGUAAUACUGAAUCCAGCAUUAGAAAAGAAUCAGCAACACCAAUUCCACAAUACGGUUCUCUCCCUCCAAGAUAUGCUGUUUACAACAACAACAAUAAUUCCAAUGACGACACAAACAACAGUGUCUCGGGUUCUUCAACUGGCCGACUUGGCAAUGAACAACUGAAAACUGCCCUACUGAUGGGUGACAUGAAGAUGGAAGAUUCUUAUCGUCUAUCAGCAAGGAAAGAUGCGAUUGAGAGCUUGGAGAGCAUUGUGAGGAUGAAAGAAGCCGAGUCCAGGAUGUUCCAGAGCAAGGCGGAUGAGGCGAGGCGAGAAGCUGACGGGUUGAGGCGAAUAAUUCAGUUCAGGACAGAGAAGUUCGAGGAUGAGUAUGCUCACAAGCUAUCAAGACUGUGCCUGCAAGAUACCGAGGAAAGGAGGAGGAAGAAGCUGGACGAGCUCAAGAAAUUGGAGAGCUCACAGUGUGAGUACCACAGCAUGAAGUUGAGAAUGCAGGCUGAGAUUGCUGGGUUGCUGAAGAGAAUGGAAGCUACAAAACAGCAGUGGGUUUAG